Messenger RNA from Hordeum vulgare subsp. vulgare (domesticated barley), 1517 nucleotides. Its product is annotated as probable carboxylesterase 2. Gene Ontology annotation, molecular function: hydrolase activity. Lineage: Eukaryota; Viridiplantae; Streptophyta; Magnoliopsida; Poales; Poaceae. Bases 237 to 1250 code for a protein of 337 amino acids. The record is from RefSeq and is a predicted model, not a curated record. The transcript has a single exon.
CACGCACGCCAUCCGUCGCUUCACGCACAAGGAGCUCGCGCACCAUCGACCACCCGUCCCGGUGCGAGCUGCCCACCGUGUCCGCCGCGUCGACCGGUGCGUGCGUGCGUGCAUGUAUAUAAGCGUGCGUGCGUGCGUGCGCGCACCGGGAGUAGAGUACCGCGGCACAGUGCGGGUCACUCGCAGCCGCGCGCACUGUCCCCUCCCUCCGUGCUCCGUGCUCUGAGCCAGCCAUCAUGGCCGCGCUCGCCUUGCUGCUCCUGCUCGCGCUCGGGGAGGGGGCCUCGGCAUUGCGCGGCCGCGCCGACGGCGAGGCGGUCAAGUUCGACUUCACGCCGUUCCUCAUCCAGUACGAGAGCGGGCGGGUGCAGCGGUUCAUGGGCACCAGCGUGGUGCCGCCGUCCGUGGACGCGCGCACGGGCGUCGCCUCCGCGGACGUCGUCGUCGACCAGGGCACGGGCCUCGCCGUAAGGCUCUACCGGCCGAGCACCCGCGGCAGGCACGGCAGGCUGCCAGUGCUCCUCUACUUCCACGGCGGCGCGUUCGUCGUCGAGUCGGCCUUUGGCCCCGUGUACCACAACUACCUCAACGCGCUCGCGGCCAGGGCGGGCGUCAUCGCCGUGUCGGUGAACUACCGCCUCGCGCCGGAGCACACGCUGCCGGCUGCCUACGACGACUCGUGGACGGCGCUCCAGUGGGUGCUCUCCAACGCCAGCCGCGGCUCCGGCUCCGGCUCCUCCUGGCUCUCCAAGUACGGCGACAUGUCCCGGCUGUUCGUCGGCGGGGACAGCGCCGGCGGCAACAUCGCGCACAACCUGGCAAUGCGCGCGGGGCAGCAGGGUGGGCAGGACGCCGGCGACAUCAGACCGCCGAUCAAGGGCGUGGCGCUGCUGGACCCCUACUUCCUGGGCGGGCACGCGAGCGCGUGGGCGGAGCGGGCGUGGGGGUUCAUCUGCGCGGGGCGGUACGGGACGGAGCACCCGUACGUGGACCCGAUGGCGCUGCCGGCGGAAGCGUGGCGGCGGCUCGGGGCGGCGCGCGUGCUGGUGACCAGGUCGGGGCAGGACCGGCUGGGGCCGUGGCAGGGGGCGUACGUGGACGCGCUCCGGGGCAGCGGCUGGGGCGGGAAGGCGCGGCUGUACGAGACGCCCGGCGAGGGGCACUGCUACUUCCUCAACAACCUCCAGUCGCCCAAGGCCGCCAUGCAUAUGGCCACCGUCGCCGCCUUCGUCAAUCACUCUCCUAGCUAGCUAUCUCCAUACGAUAGCCCAGUCAUUGUCUGAUCUGGCGGCGAGGUGACCAGACCGGCAGUAAAAAUAAUAAUAGAAUAAAAGGGUAGUAGAGUGUGCUGCUGUUGCCUCUGUUUUCGUUUCUUCUUGGAAGCAGAUCGGCUUGUGAAAGACAGAUGGCAUUGUCCACCGCGGCUGGAGCGGCCCCUUGAACUUUGGAACAGAUAAGCAUGAUGAAUGGAUGGAAGAGGGGCUCGAUCGAUCUUCGACGUGCUCGAGGUUUAUAAA